UCGCUGUCGGUGCAGGAUCACGCCGCAAAACUUUCAAAACUGUUCAAGUCGGGGUGACGGAUUGCAUUUGCGUAAGCGCGUAGACACACUGCACACAUAAUCAAUCAGGUUGACUUUUGUUUUGUUCUCUACCUGAGAUUAAAACACCUUGGUGUGUGGUAUAAAUCUAGUGUCUGUACCAAGUAGAUGAAUAAACAUCGAAUUCCUAAAUCUUGUGGAGGCGCGCAGCGCAAAUGUUUGCGAUGCGGUAAUAGUAUUUUAAUCAAAUCAAUUUUACUGAAAGCCAUAUUGGAUUACGUCCGUCAGCAGAUCGCAAAAAAUUAUGGAUGCGCAGUUGAAGAUUGAUACAACUUCUAUAUUUGAUUGAUAAACGAUUGGAGCGAUUCAGUCCUUGAGUGACCGUGGUGUGGAAAACUUCCAACUACGGCAACAAGUGUUAGUAGUGAAACAAUUGUCGGCACAGAGACAACAUGUUUUUCCAAUUUUUCGCCGGGACGUCGGAUGUCUGCGACCAGCAGGAAAUCUUCUUCUCAAAGCUUUCAAAUAGCACCAAAUUCGAAGAGUCGACUUCCGAGGUUCGCCGCGUGGCUUACCAAAUAAUCGCGCCACUGACGGUAGCGAUGGGCAUCUUCGGAAAUGUGUUAAAUCUGCUAGUGAUAACAACCAAGCCUUUCAUUAAAGGCAGUACUCGAGUGUAUUUAACCGCUCUGGCAAUCUCGGAUGUUACCGUGAUGAUUACCACCAUCCCUAUGGUUGUCCGAUGGAAUUAUUCGCAAUCGAAAUCAUUUGAAGCGGCAUUUUAUUACGCGCACAUUGAACUAUUCCUUAAUAAUACAUUUAUUGCGUCCAGUGUGUUUAUAGUGGUUUGUUUGACGGUUGAGCGAUAUUUUUCAGUUUGUCUACCGACAAAGUUCCGCAAUGUGCACAGUAUACGCGUGGCGAAGUUUGCCAUCUUGGGAUGCUACGGCACCGCUAUUUUGGUGAGCGCUCCCUUGACAGCCCUAAAAAAUGUCUGCCGUUUGAAUUUUACUGGUCGGCGCGAUUGCGUUGAAUGGGAUUUUCAUGAAAACGAAGCCAUCACCGACACGAUUUACUGGAAAAUCUAUUUGUUCAUAUCAGAGGGCCUUGUUCGCUUUGGACCCUGCGUUGUUCUCAGCGUUCUGAACGUGCUCAUCAUUCGAAAGUUUCGAAUCAUCACAAACAAGCGCAAAAUCCUUCGGGAGGCUUUGAUAAGAACACGUAAUCGCGAUGUUUUUGAUCAGGAGAGCAAAGCCAAGUACAAGAAAGCUUUGCGCAGCAAAAAAUACCACGAAGAAAAACGUCUCAUCGCUCUUCUACACGCUAUCGUCGUGCUGUUUUUCAUCACGAUGACUCCAUCUGCCAUUUUGUCACUAGUCUAUUCUGAAUCACAGGAAGCAUGGUUUGGUUUUCAAGUCUUCCGCGCAGCUGCAAACAAUUUAGAACUGGCCAAUUUCGCAAUGAAUUUUUAUGUGUAUUUCUUCUGCAGUAAGGAGUUUCGAUCAGCUCUGGGACAGUUUAUCACCAGCUGCACAGUAUGCGAAGAGGAAACAAGCGGCGAUGUCGAAAUGGCCGAUGUUGAUACUGACAAAAUUAACAAUAUGUUAAAAGUUAUUAAAAUGGAUGAUAUUUCUGAUUUUAAUUCGACCGGCGAGCGUUUUUCGGUGGACUAUUCCGCAAAGUCUGUGACUGGUGUUAACGAUUAGGUGUGGGCCGCAUUUUUAGAGCUCGACAGUAUUGCGUAGGCAGUGCCGAGUUGCAGUGCAGUGCAUUGGAACGUUCAUAAAUCUCGAAAUAUGUUGAAAGUCGGCUAUUACCAGUCUACAUUGAGCGCCAGCCAAAGAUUUUUGUGAGAUAAUCGAAUUUGAGCGAUUUUUUUCUGUCAGAUUAUAUAAUUUACAGCUGGUUACACUUGGUAUGAAGACAUAAUAUAACACACCCCGUUUUUAUAGGAUUGUAAUGUUUACUUUUCGUUUAUACUCGCUCAUGAUACUGAUACUUGCAAGACUUUUUUAUGCUGGAAAUAUCCGAUUUAUUAGAAACGAAAACAAAGCGUAGGACAAAAACUAAAUAUAGACACGGUCAGGAAAUUAAUAAAAACGUAUAUAAGCAUAAGGUUUCUGCAUAGAAAUGAAAGAAUAGAAACCUAUACCAUAUGUCCUAGUUUGUUUAAAGAAAAACCUAUUUUAAUAUCUAAUAAUUGUGAAUAUAUGUAUAUUUUAUAAAUAAGUAUACCAUUGUAUUUA
Messenger RNA from Dalotia coriaria, 2264 nucleotides. Its product is annotated as probable G-protein coupled receptor B0563.6. Gene Ontology annotation, molecular function: G protein-coupled receptor activity. The record is from RefSeq and is a predicted model, not a curated record. Lineage: Eukaryota; Metazoa; Arthropoda; Insecta; Coleoptera; Staphylinidae. The transcript has 2 exons. Gene Ontology annotation, biological process: G protein-coupled receptor signaling pathway. Gene Ontology annotation, cellular component: membrane. The coding region runs from base 471 to 1724 and encodes 417 amino acids.